Messenger RNA from Macrosteles quadrilineatus (aster leafhopper), 2493 nucleotides. RefSeq names its product hemocyte protein-glutamine gamma-glutamyltransferase-like. Gene Ontology annotation, molecular function: protein-glutamine gamma-glutamyltransferase activity. The record is from RefSeq and is a predicted model, not a curated record. Gene Ontology annotation, biological process: peptide cross-linking. NCBI's taxonomy places the organism in Eukaryota, Metazoa, Arthropoda, Insecta, Hemiptera, Cicadellidae. The transcript has 16 exons. The coding region runs from base 1 to 2430 and encodes 809 amino acids.
AUGGCUGGAGCUGGAGAAGGAAAUGGAGCAAAAACGGCUGGAGAAGGAAAUGCGGAGCGACAACGGCUGAGAGAUGAGAGGGAGCUAGAGCGACGUAAACAAAUGCUGGAAAUAAGGGCUUCCAUGAAAUCACUAUCGGCAAAUGGUAGUCAAGUCUGCGGAUCUGAGACACCUCUGUGUCAUGUUCAACGUAGUUUGCGAGUGACGCAGGAACAGGUAUACCGAGCCAGGUGUAUGAUGGGAGAACAACACGCAGGAGAUGGGAUGACUAAAUAUCACCUGAAAAUGAAAGCUAAGCUCGUCUUGGACUACGAGAGAAGAAGAAGAAAUGACAAGUUGUCACAUGUUGAAGUUCACGACGAUGGAACCCUGACCAUAGAGGUGACAGAUCUUUACGCUCUGGACAACGCUGCGGCUCAUCAUACUGACCACUUCCUCGUCGUCGCCGACCUCCCGGGCGUCCCCGUGCUGCGUCGCGGCCUACCCUUCUAUCUAGCGGUGAGGUUUUGUCGGCCCUUGGACACGGCGAAAGACAUGGUGAGCUUCGUCUUUGAACUGGGACCAAGACCGGAAAUCAUCUGUGGGACGCGGCACGUGAUCUCGGUUUCUUCCAAACCGGAAGUUGCUGCCAAUAAAUCCUCAUGGGAUGCCCGGGUUCAUCGGCAGGACUCAAACGUCACCAUUUUCCAGGUAAGGAUUCCAGUGAAGUGUCCUGUUGGAAUUUGGCAUUGCAAUAUUGUCACCUCCAAAGUAGACACAACUCGUUCUGAAACCAAAGAGUUUAACAUAGAGAAAGAUAUCUACAUUCUCUUCAAUCCUUGGUGUCCAGAUGACGGAGUGUUUCUGGAUGGGGAUGCCAGGGAACAGUUCGUUUCCAGCGACUAUGGCAGGGUUUGGACCGGGACCCAUCGUCACCCUAUAGCCCGCCCCUGGGUGUUCGGACAGUACGACGAUGUCGUCCUUCCAGUAGCCAUGCUGCUGCUGGAGGAGUCGUCCUUGGAGCACUCCAGGAGAGGAAAUAUCGUGGAAGUAGCCAGGGCCAUUGGUACUGCGUUGAGAGCUAAGAUUGAGAAGCAGACGUCGAGCGUGUCAAGUAGAAGCUCGGCAGCGUGCACCGGUUCCGUGGCAGUUUUGGAGAGAUGGUUGAAGGAGACGGACACGUCGCACUUUGGUCAAACCUGGGUUUGUUCAUCAGUGGCAGUCACAGUGUUUAGAGCCCUUGGUAUCCCUAGUCGACCAGUCACUAGCUACAUCUCUGCCCACGGAUCUCUGACUCUUGUGAGAUACAUGAGUGAUGAGGGGGAAUGGUUAGACCAACUCCUAAGUGACAAUCUCCCCUGGGGCUUCCAUGUGUGGGUGGAAGCGUGGAUGGCCAGACCUGACCUGACGGAAGGUCAUAAUGGCUGGCAGGUGAUAGAUCCUAAUGUUACAGGAAAGUCAAUCUGUGGACCUACGUCAGUCGAAGCUGUUCGCCAAGGAAACAUUGGUCAGAUGUUCGACACGGCGAUGGUUUACGCUACGCUCAACGGAGAGCUUCUGCAUAUGAAGGAAGAUCCUGGAGGUGAAAAACAGUUUAUGAAACUGCGACCAACUCAGUAUGGAGUGGGCUGUAAAAUAGUCACCGACUCAGUACGACCGGACAUUGACACAACAGAGGCUUGUUUUAUUGAUGUCACAAAAACAUACAAAAAUGAAAAAGGAUCUGCAGAAGAACACAAGAAAAUUGUCAAUUCGAUACUUGGAUUUCCCCCUUCUCCAAAACCCUACGCAAAAUCAAAACGUGAGAAAAACGAAGAAGUUUUGUUUGAACUUGUGGAGAUCAAUCAAGUGAUGUUUGGACAACCCUUCAGUGCGUCAAUUCGUGUUCAGAAUAAAGGUCAAAGGGAUCUCAGUAUUUCUGUGUCUGUAUCAGCCUACUCAGUGCUUAGUAAUGGUGAAAAAGCACAUUUUAUUGGUUUGAGGAAGAAUACGUAUACACUUCAGCCAGGUCAAAAGGACGCCUUAGUGCUCUCAGGAGAGCCCGUGGAAUACGUUGAUAAACUCGUGGAUCAUAGUUUGAUCAAAGUAUUGGCCCUUGGUGAAAUAAAGGAGUCCGGGAUCAAAUGGUGUGAAGAGGACGACUUUCAGAUGAUCAAACCAAAACUAACUCUUGAGGUAAAGGGGGUGCCAAAAGUUGGACAAGAAUGUACCGUGUCAUUUUCCUUCCAGAACCCUUUAGACAUAAUGUUGUCCCACUGUAUCUUCUGUAUGGAAGGGCCUGGCUUGGUUAGGCCAAUUUUGAAGAAGCAUAGGGAUGUUAUGCCAAACGAGUUGGUUACACUAACGGAAUGUAUAGUUCCAAAAAUUGCGGGCAAUCGAAAUAUAAAUGCGUCAUUUACUUCCAGACAGCUGACAGAUAUUCUGGGCUCAUCUAGUCUAUAUGUUGAAUGACCACCGUAUAAUGUAACGUAAUAAACAAAUGCAAUUGCAAGACUAAUUAGUAUGUCUAAAAAG